This is a messenger RNA of Apodemus sylvaticus (European woodmouse), 8125 nucleotides long. It is a transcript of the gene Cd180, whose product is annotated as CD180 molecule. Gene Ontology annotation, molecular function: protein binding. The transcript has 3 exons. Bases 140 to 2158 code for a protein of 672 amino acids. Gene Ontology annotation, biological process: positive regulation of lipopolysaccharide-mediated signaling pathway; B cell proliferation involved in immune response; cellular response to lipopolysaccharide. Gene Ontology annotation, cellular component: extracellular matrix. Lineage: Eukaryota; Metazoa; Chordata; Mammalia; Rodentia; Muridae. The record is from RefSeq and is a predicted model, not a curated record.
CUUGCAGCACAGAUCUACAAACUGCUCAGUGGUUCCCAGAAUCUCGGUUCUGAGAUCGACCUUCUGAGCACCUCACUGGCUGCCAAAUUGCCAGUGCUAUUAGCGUGUGAUUAGAUUGCUUGGCUCUAAGCAUUAGAUAAUGCUGCACAGCUGGGCUCGCUCUGGACCUGGGAUGGCUCUGGACAUCAGCUGUUUCUUUUUAGUGUCCCUCUUCUCAGCCAGCUGCCAAGCCAUCACAUCCUCAGAUCAGAGGUGCACUGAGAAAGAAGCCAACAAAACAUACAACUGUGAAAACUUAGGUCUCAGCGAAAUUCCUGGCACUCUACCAAACUCAACAGAGUGUUUGGAGUUCAGCUUUAAUGUCUUGCCUACCAUACAAAAGACGACCUUCAGCAGACUCGUAAAUCUCACCUUUCUGGAUUUAACUAGGUGCCAGAUUUACUGGAUACAUGAAGAUACUUUCCAAAGCCAACAUCAGUUAGACACACUUGUGCUAACUGCAAAUCCCCUGAUAUUUAUGGCAGAGACAGCACUUAGUGGGCCUAAGGCACUGAAGCAUCUGUUCUUCAUCCAAACAGGAAUAUCCAGUGUUGACUUUAUCCCAGUGCACAAUCAAAAAGCCUUGGAAAGUCUCUAUCUUGGAAGCAACCAUAUUUCCUCCAUUAAGCUCCCUAAAGAUUUCCCAACAGAGAAGCUGAAGGUUCUGGAUUUUCAGAAUAAUGCUAUCCAUUACCUGUCUAAAGAAGAUAUGAGCUCUCUACAGCAAGCCACUAAUCUGAGCCUUAACCUAAAUGGAAAUGACAUUACAGGAAUAGAACCAGGGGCUUUCAAGUCAACUGUCUUCCAAAGUUUGAACUUUGGAGGGACUCACAAUUUGCUAGUUAUCUUCAAGGGUUUGCAGAACUCUACUAUCCAGUCUCUUUGGCUGGGGACAUUUGAGGACAUUGAUGACGAAGAUGUUAGUUCCUCCAUGUUUGAGGGUCUCUGCGAAAUGUCUGUUGGGAGCAUUAACCUACAGAAGCACCACUUCUUCAACAUUUCCUCCAACACAUUCCACUGCUUUGGUGGCCUCCAGGAACUGGACCUAACAGCCACUCACCUGAGAGAGUUGCCGUCUGGGAUUGUGGGACUAAGCAAACUUCAGAAAUUAGUUCUCAGUGCAAAUAAGUUUGAGAAGUUAUGCCAGAUCAGUGCUUCCAAUUUCCCCUCCCUUACUCACCUUUCCAUCAAAGGCAACACGAAGAGACUUGAGCUUGGAAUUGGCUGUUUAGAAAACCUGGAAAAUCUUCGUGAACUUGAUCUAAGCCAUGAUGACAUUGAAACGUCUGAUUGUUGCAACCUGCAACUCAGAAACCUAUCUCACUUACAGAGCCUCAACUUGAGCUACAAUGAACCCCUGGGCCUCAAGAAUGAGGCAUUCAAAGAAUGUCCUCAGCUAGAACAGCUAGAUUUGGCAUUUACCCGACUACAGGUUAAAGACGCAUCAAGUCCCUUCCAGAACCUCCAUCUUUUGAAGGUGCUAAAUCUCUCCCACUGCCUCCUUGACAUGAGCAAUCAGCAUCUCCUGGAUGGCCUGCCAGAACUCCAGCAUCUGAACUUACGGGGAAAUCACUUUCCAAAAGGGAAUAUCCAAAAGACAAACCCGCUUCAGACACUGGGAAGCCUACAAAUCCUGACCUUAUCCUUUUGUGAUCUCUCCUCCAUUGACCAGCAAGCCUUCACCAGCCUGAAGACAAUGAAUCAUGUAGACCUGAGUCACAACAGACUGACAUCCGCUAGCAUCGAGGCUCUUAGUCAUCUUCAGGGGAUCUACCUCGAUCUAGCCUCCAAUCACAUCAGCAUCAUCCUGCCCCAUCUCCUCCCCAUCUUGUCCCAGCAGAGGACCAUUAAUUUAAGACAAAAUCCCCUUGACUGCACUUGCUCAAACUUUUACUUUUUAGAAUGGUACAAAGAAAACAUGCAAAAACUUGAGGACACAGAGGACACCCUUUGCGCAAAUCCCCCAUUGCUGCGGGGAGUCAGGCUCUCCGAUGUCACCCUGUCCUGUAGUAUGGCAGCUGUGAGCAUUUUCUUCCUCAUUGUAUUCUUGCUCGUGUCUGCUGUUUUGUUGAUUUUUGCAGUGAAAUAUUUUCUCAGGUGGAAAUACCAGCACAUUUAGCUCAGGGUUUCCAGGGAAGGCAGAUAAAUCUGUUUAGCAAAAUUGUCCCAAGUGAAGAAACUGUCAUCCUUGAGUGACCACACUUUUCUAUUGGUUCCUAGGACUGGGCUGGGGAGGUUCACUGAACACUUGUGAACAUGUCUUACUCAUAUGAGUCUCCCAUGGUGCUGUACCUGGAGACACAGAGUCAAUUCCUCCAGUGAGAAGUGACCCACAAUUCCCAAAUUCCCAAUAGCAGCUCUACCCAUCUGAGAAAGAAGAGCAUUUACCACAACCAUCAUCACCUCCCCACCCACCCCUCUCACUUGCCCACCCCAGGCCCCACCCUGGCUUCCACCCCAAGCCCAGCCUCCACCAACUUGGCUAUGCUGAGGCCAACUCUGACCCUCCACUCUCUUUCUCUCACACUUCUGACAUUUUGCUUGGGGCCGAGCUUUCUGCCAUUGAGCCAUUUUGGAAAGUUAGGUCCCGGCAAAAUCUAAUGCUCAUUUUAAAUGACAAAAGAUAAAAAAUCCCAAACCAAAAACCAAACCAAACCAAACAAACAAAAAACCACAAUGAAUUUAAAAGAAAAGACAAAGUAAUAAAUUCUGCUCUCAACUAGCUUCUAUUAAUCAGCUCAAUUAUUUGCUCUCUGAGGUUUUGAGAAGCCCCUAGGGUGUGCCACAGAACAAAACUUGUAAAGCCUGGUCCCAGCCAUCCUUAAAGGUUAAGAGUUCAGCCAUUUCAUAACAAGGGGGGCUCCUCUUCCAUGACCUGGUAUUCUUGCUCUUUGGUUGCCGACUUAGAGGAGGGCUAAGGUCAAAACUGUUCUUUUUAUUAUCCAGGUUUCUGGUCCUUGAACCUCUCUCCCACAGGCACAGCGAGAACUAGCCUCUCAAAGCCUGUUAAUCCCUUUGGAGAAUAUUAAACACCUUCACAAUGGAACCUGUGGAUUUAUGUAUCACGGUACACUAGCUGUGGAGAACACGAUAAGGCCAGUUUACUGAGAAGUUACUGUUUAGUACAGGGUUAUUCCCAAGGGUGUAGCAAUGGCAGACAGUACGAGGCUGUUGAAAGCAGACAGACAGACAAAAACAAGAUAGUUCCCAAGUCUCAGAAUCCUUCUGGUGCAGGGUAGAUCAUCUAAAGUCUGAAUUGCUGGUUGAAACUCAGUUAUUGUACUAUUUAGUUACUGUUCUCUGAAUCCAGGGAUUUAAGCACCAAUAAAUUGGUAAUAUUUAAAAAAGAUUGCACAAAUUAUAUAUAUGUGUGUGUGUGUGUGUGUGUGUGUUUAUUUCAUGAUUCUCCAGAUAACAUCCCUAUCUACACAGUAUAUACCAUGUUUAGUAUUGUCAGUAGCCUAAACACAAAAAGUAUGUGGAAAGAUUGUGUGGGUUGUAUAAAAUUACUAUUUUGUUCAUUUUUGCAUAUAGGACUUGAAUAUUUGAGGAUUCUGGUAUCUGUGAGGACUCCUGGCCCCAAUUUCCCCAGGAAAACCAAAGAGCAGCUGCCUAAAGCCUUCAUUAAAUUUCAUAUUCAAUUUUAGGUUAGAAGUUAGCUAAUUCUGAAAUGCUGAUCAAAUGUCAAAGAAUAAUUGAUCGAUGGUAAUAUCUAUUCAGAAUGAUAAGCAUAGCCGGUCUUCUCUUCAACCCCUGGAAAGCUGCGUUAGGCAGGUAGCAGCUGGGAAGAACCUCUGUGCUACUUAGGGACUUCAGCCUUUCUUGCUUGGUCAUUCCUGCCUCUGGAAGUUCCUUCAGUCAGUCCUCAGAUUCCUGGGAUUUGUAGGCAUGGUUUCUUCUUCAGAGAGCGGCUUUUCUCUAUAGAGCCAACCCUAGUCCAAUGGUGAAUGGUGCCAGAUGCAGUGAACUCUCCAGCGCACCUUUAUUGUCCCUAUGGCCCUCCAAUGGCCAGACCACACCUGGGACUUGAUAAGGGUUCAGGGUGUGUGUGCUCAUGUUCAUUUGUGAAUGCUCAAGUCAAGGCCAGAUGGCAAGGUCAUGUGAGUGCUCCCCUAUCCUAUAGGAGACAGGAUCCCUCACUGAUUGAGGCACCACCCAAACCCCAGGGAUCUAUCCAUCUCCUCUCCGCUCCACUCUGCCCCUAUCCCCAGCUCUGGGUUACAAAUGCUCUGCCAGUCUUUUUACAUGGGUGCCAAGGAACUGGACUCAGUCUGCAGGCUUGUACAGAAAGCCUGUUCCUCAAGCCCCCACACAACCCUCAUGUUUUAUAGCUUGAACAAUUGCUGAGAUUUUGCAGGCCUCUGGUCCCUGAGCCCUUCUCAGUGCUUACUGCUAUCACCAACCCUGUUCCCACUUCUGCUAGGCUGUGGUCAGCAUUUCCAAUGCUUCCUGCACUGCACCUCCCACCUAUCUCUCACCAGAGAUACCCGGAGCAAUCUGUCAAUAAUGGAUUGCUAGCCAAGCCUCCAGUAAUUAGGAUAUCGUUAAGAUGAAGUUAAUUGCAGAGUCCUAGCCAAUGACUGAUCUCUGUAAUAGCCCACCCUACUCUUUCUGUUUUCCUCCCCCCCCCCCAUCUCAAAGUGUAGAUGGAUCCCACAUUCAGAAUGCUGCCUUAGAAAACACCAACCCAUUGAAUUCACUCUCUGUUCUGUCAGAUGUCAGCUGAUUCCUGACUUAGGGACAUAAGCUAAAGAUGGAAGAUACCUAGUGUGAAUCUACCACUCUGUGUAGUAGUUCAAAAGAAAAUGAUCCCCAUAGGCUCUACUACUAGAGCGGAACUACUAGAAGGUGUGGCCUUGAGGAAGUAGGUGUGGCUUUGAUGGAAGAGGCCUGAGAAACUCAAGGCAGCUCACUUUCUGUGACCUGCUGAUCCAGAUGUAGAAAUCUCAGCUCCACCUACAGCACUACGUCUAUCUGCCCACCAUGUUUCUUGCUGUGAUAAUAAUGGACUGAACCUCUGAAACUGUAAGCCAACCUCAGUUAAAUGUUUUCCUUUGUAAAUGUUGCAGUGGUCAUGGUGUCUCUUCACAGCAAUAGAAACCCUAUAGCCAUACCAUUUUUCUUAAUAUUAAUCUAUAACUUGGGAAACCCAAAGUGUCCGGUAGAAAAUCUCUGCUCCAGAUGCAUUCCACUAAAGGCCCCAACAUUUCAAGCCUUGGCAAGCCCUAGCUGCCCGUCUUGCUUUCACAUGUCAGGCCUGCCCCACCUCGUGCCCUGAGAGUUGCGGUACCAAAGCAGCACUGAUCUAAGGCCCACUGGCAGCUCCUCUGUAUUAAGCAACAGUAAAUUCUCCCCACAGAGUCAGGAAGGGAGCUUUUUGAUGACUGCUGUCAAUUUUAUUGCUUUAUCUGGUUACUAGGAUAGGAUCUGUAGACAUCGCGUGUUUAUUGGUUUUAUGUAUUGCAUGUUGUUGCUGCUCUGACAAGCUACCUAUAAAAAUGUGUUAUUAUUGCACGAUGUAGCCCAGUGAGCUGACCCUGCAUUUCAAAGUGUACUGAAGCAAAUAGCACGGAGGUCCAUAAAAGCUGACUGGCGUCCAUCACAAAGGACUCUGCGUGAGCUGCAGCUCCUAUAAUCCAGGAAAGAAUUAUACCCUUUCCUGUAGCAGCAGCCGUCGCUUUUAACUGAGCCCAGCACACUCCCAAGCACAGGCAUUAUCUGAAACAUUCUGGGACGGGAUGCUUUAUAUUGCUCUGAUUUGUCCAACUCUCUGAGAAGACAAAGUACAGUUUUGAAGUUUACAAAAGUGUGAAAUAACCGGCUUGCUGGUAUGAUGUUAGCAGAGCAGGCUAGUGGAACUACCAACAGCAUUUUCCUUCUUCUCUGAUGCAGAAACGGCACUUGAAUUACAGCAAUAGAAAGUGGUUAUCUCGAAGCUGGACAUGUUAAGAGUGUGAUUGUCCAGCACAGUGGGAGUUAGCUUGUGGCACAGAGUAAAAAACUAGCCCACGACAGCUCCCAAGCCUAGUUGAACACCAGAGCCACCUGGAGAAUUCCUGACAAAACAGAAGUCUUCAACCUACCUCUGUAUAUUGGCCCCUCACUCCCCACCAAAUAAUUUUACAAAAAAUCAUUUCUAAUCUUAAUUUUAGCAACCAACACCAAAAGCAUGUUAGGCUCCAUGAUUCAGAUGAGCUAGAGAUUUCAUUCACCAGGGGAGGAAGUUUCUUUCCAAAAAUUGGACAGAUGUGAUUGGCACUUCCAAGGUGCAACAGCCUGUCAGGCAUGACUGUCUCUCUUGCCAUCACAACUGGGCUGUGAGACACUGCCUCUGAGGCUGUGCUGUCUCUUAGUCUUUCUUACCCAGUCCUGCCACUUGCUAACAGCUUAAAAGUGAAAUAUUGAAUUGAGUACUAUAAAACUCAAUUGUUGAUAAAGUCUCUUACUCUGUCUUCUAGACUGGCCUCAAAUCAUUAUCUUCCUGCCCACCUCCUGACCUCGGAAAUAUAAUGUACAUUAGCAUAUCCCAUUUGGUCUACGUGCUCUCUAAAUAACUUGGGUGUCCCUUAAUCAUCUCUUAGAAAAACCUAAAUGAAUAAUCUAGCUAUUAGUGAUAGACAGGGGGUAAAGUAAAUUCGAGGAUGUUCUGAAUACAUGGGGAGAGAUUCCAUGUCCUUAGAAGGAAGAACUUAAUUCUAUCAGAAUAUGUUGAUUUAGAUAGAAAUCAGAGGAAUAAAUAUCAAAAUAAGAUAAACAUUAAUAUCAGACUGACUAAAAGAUUAAAAAGUGAGGCUGGAGAAAGGGUUUGGAUGUUAAGAGUCCCUGCAGUUCUAUCAUGAGGACUGCAGUCUGGAUCAAUCAGGUGGCUCACCAAUACCUGUAACUCCAGCUCCCAGGGAGCUGAUGUAUGCUAGGCCAUCUGCAGGCACUCGCACACAAAGGUCCACAUAUACUCACACAGACACACAUGCGUAAGUAAAACUAAAAUGAAACUUGUUUUGAUAAAAGUCAAAGGCUAGAGUAGCAAGGGGGUCAGGGUGGGCUUAUAGACACUAUAUGCCAUACUUACAGUUAUCAGUAAACUGGUCAGUCCUAUAACUAUAUGACACUAACCAGUCAAAAUUAAAUUACAUGGCCUGAAACUUCUCCUCUGGGGUUAUAUCCCAAGAAAGCUUCAUAUAUCUGCAAAGACUUCCCUCCCAGCAUUAGUGAUGAAGGGAGAGAUUCGCAGCAAUUUGAGAAUUCAUCACUAGGAAAGUAUAUAAGUUAAAUGGGGGAAGAUGGAUAUGCCAGAGGACAUUGGACAGUUAGUUAGAGGUGAUGGGUUAGACAGACCAUAGAGGAAUUUUAUGGUAAAUACCUUUAGACAAAUUAAGUUUAGACAAAUUGAAUGUGGCAGAGUAUCUUUGAGCAAAGAAGGAGUCAUGAGUUGGAUAUACUUCAGCUGUGGUGGCUCAGGGAACUGCACCCAGCGCCGUGAGAUUUAUGAGCAGUACAGGCCAGUGACAUACAGAAAGAGCUUGAUUGGUCGCAGCUGUCUUUGCCUUAUUUAGGUUAGGUAUCAUGAAGACUUUGCCUUGUGUGAACAUAGCAGCUUGUUAUUGGCUGGCGUUCAGAUGCUCUGACUGACUACAGCCUGGUUACGUACAUGGGUGUGUUCUUGGGUAGGCUGCAGUCCGUUUGCCUUCAAACUUAGGCUGCAGUUGUUGUCCAAUGGCAAAUCUAUACAGGGAGUGGAGGGAGCUCUGAGUGGGGGCGGGGGCGGGGUGCUGUGAACAUGGGCCCAGCCAUGCCCAGAGAUCCAGCUGCAUGGAGAAAUGGCCAAGUCUUCACAUCCUCAUGAGCAACAUGAGGUUCAACCUUUGUCCAGUCCAAGUGGGAGGCCGAUGGUGUGUGCACAACAUGUCUACCAUACCUUUAUCCUCCUGUAUGUUUACUGCCUGAAGACUGCUCCCCCUACAGAGAAAGGCUCUCUCCCUUUCUCUCCCUCUCUCUGUCCGUCCCUCUCUCCCCUUCUCCCCGCUCCGUUCUCUCUUACCCACAGUUCACAGCAUACAUGACAUGAAAUGUGUACUGUCAUAAAUAA